GGCAGGCACCGGGCCCCGGAGCCUGGUGACCCAUCAGGCUGCCGGGCUGGCUCCUGCUCAGGCGGCUCCAUGUGCCCGCAGCGCCCUCCUACAUGGACAGUGGUCGCAGGAAAUUUGCUCCAUCACGUCAGAGCAGGGCUGGCGCUGACGGUGCAGCGCUCACAGCAACUCGUUUUACUCUCCCAUCCCAUCCAAGCCAGUCCCACGGGCUUCCUGGAACUCCAAGCUCUUUGUUUUCAGGACAAAGGUCUUGUCUCUUUCCAGGUCUCAGGGCCGCGCCACCGGCUUUCCUGUGUCACCGCCGCAGGCAGGCCACCGAGCUCCAGGAGGGGAACCCUGAGGACUCUGAUGAAGAAUGGGCUCCCAGGCAGCAAGUGAAACCUUCUUGGGUGUCCUUCAGAAGGGAACAAAAUAAACACCAGAAGGCAACAUCCAGGGUGCCAUUAAGCAAUGAAUAUACUUUGAAGGAAUUGUCAGGAACAGCAAAUUUGAUGACUGCAAGUGACUCAGAGAAUGCCCGGAAACCAGUGUCCUCUCCUGGAGAAGCAUAUGCCUUUGGAAAGCACACUAGACAAAAAUCAGUUUUCUCCAACUCAGAACUCAGGAGAAAGGAGAUGGACCUGAAGAUGUACAGCAUAGAAGAAAGAAAUGGCUGUGUGUACCAAGAGGUCAGUGAUCCCCAGGAUGAUGACUCCCUUUAUUGUGAGAAGUGUCAGAACUUCUUCAUCAACAGCUGUGCUGUGCAUGGGCCCCCUACAUUUGUAAAGGACAGUGCAGUGGACAAGGGACAUCCCCACCACUCGGCCCCCACUGUGCCCCCUGGGUUGAGAAUUGGACCAUCCAGCAUCCCUGAGGCUGGGCUUGGAGUGUGGAAUGAGGCAGCUGACUUGCCCGUGGGUCUGCACUUUGGCCCUUAUGAAGGACACAUCACAGAAGAUGAAGAAGCAGCCAAGAGCAGAUACUCCUGGCUGAUCGCAAAAGGGACUAACUGCUAUGAGUAUGUUGAUGGAAAGGACAGAUCCUGGGCCAACUGGGUGAGGUAUGUGAACUGUGCCCGGGAUGAUGAAGAGCAGAACCUGGUGGCCUUCCAAUACCACAGGCAGAUUUUCUACCGAACCUGCCAGGUCAUCAGGCUGGGCUGUGAGCUGCUGGUCUGGUUCGGGGAUGAGUCUGGCCAGGAGCUGGGCAGCAAGUGGGGCAGCAUGUGGAAGAGAGAGCUCACAGCUGGGACAGCAGAACCAAAGCCAGAGAUCCACCCAUGUCCCUCCUGCUCUCUGGCCUUCUCCAGUCAGAACUUCCUUGGCCAACAUGUGAAACUCAAUCAUCCCUCCCAGAUUCUCCCGGGAGCAUCUGCAAGAAAACACCUCCAAGCAGAGGAACCCUGUCCAGUGGAUCAGAAUCAGCAGCAGCAACAUACUCGUACACACAGCUGGAAUGAUAAAGCUGAAGGUCAAGAGGUCAAAGAAAGGUCCAAACCUUUGCUUAGAAGGAUCAGUCAGGGGAGAAUCUCAAGACCUUUUUUCCAACCUUCCAAAGAACGAAUGAGGAGCUCUAGUGGGCAUGAGAGAAUGGUGGAGGAAGAGCUCCGAAGAGGCCAGAAAGAGAGUCCAGAGGGCAUAGGCAAGUUAUUUGUGAAAGCAGGAAUGUCAAGAAUUGUAACAAUCCAGGAUGGAGGGUGCUGGCAAGGCUUCAAUGAUAUGUCCACAUCUCAUCACACACCAGAGGACACACUCUGGGGAGAAGCCCUGUGUUUGCAGGUGAAGUGAGUGAAUCAUUAGCAUUAAGUCACAUAUCAAUAUAGCCAUAGGAUGUCUACAGCCCUUUAUUCUCCCCAAGAUUGUAAUUUGUACAGAAAUGACUGGUUAAACAAGCCCUCCAGUUUCAUAAUGAGAUGAGAUGAGACGGACAAACAGUUCCAUAGUGAUAUGGGAUGUCAGCACCAAUCUUCUUCAUGGUUCUUUGACCUAUUUUAAAAUGUUUUGUCUCCAUACACAUCCCUCAUUCUCCCCAUCACAGAAAGCAGAGGGUUCAUGAAGAGCCACAAAGAACUCAUACUCAGUCACGGAAAUUCAACCCUUACAAAUGUGUAAACCUGGAGUCAGUCUACUUUGGCUACUGCCCAGAGAGGGAUUUGAGAUAGGCUCAUCGGGAAAGGGAAUUCCCUGGACUCUUGGGAUGGGGGCUUUUCUCCUAAUCAGCUCCCUACCCCUCCUCCCUUGGCUUUCCUUGGCUCUUUUGGUUUCCAACCUCCAGAGUCUCAGAGGUGAACGGCAGGUAGGGAUGUAUGCUUGUGCACAGAUGUGAGCCUGGCUCAGUCUGGGCACCUCAUCUUCCUCACUCUCCUUGCUGCCCCUUCAGGGUCAGCAUUUCCUGGUGCACAGCAUACAAUUCCACAUCAGUCCAUAGUGGGUGUGAAUCUCAGUUCUGUCUUCUCCAGCUGUGUGACGUAAGGCAAGAUUCUCAACUUCUCUCUGCCUGCUUCCUAGUCUGUACAAUGGAAAUAGGAACUCCAGCCUUUCUGUGUGACAUUCGAAGUUGAGUCAGCACAGACAGAAUCUGGCACAGAGGAUCGCUGAGAUCACAAGUCCUGCUGAACAGCCAUCAAUGCCCAUGUCUUCUGGGUCUUUAGUGCUGGACAAAGGAAGAUAAGGACAGGGUAGGGGUCUGUAGCCAAACUCAGAUUUUGAGCAGAUCCCUCUGUUUUCCCCACAUAGACUCAGCUUCCCUGAGAAGGAGGCCUGAGGUGGGGAAUCGCUUCCCUCCAGGUCACCACCCUCCCACUGACCCUGCACUCCCUCAGAGCCUCCUCAACACAGGUAGGUGGUACUGAGAGUGACCUGUGAAACAAGACCCUCACCCACCCCUUGCUGAGAACUGACACUGGGAACAGCACCUGCCUGCACUGCUUGUUAGGUAGGGCAGAUGGUAAGCCAAGGCAGGGAGGAUGAGGAAGACAUGUGUCACCCACUAACUUAGCAGUCCUAAGCCUGGUCCAAUUCCAUUGCCAGAUGUUCCAAUAUCACAACAAACACUAUGCUAACACAUUGAAAUUCCAGGUAUCAUUUCCAGUAUCUGGCAAAGAAAGGCUUUGAAAGUGUAUUCAUCCCAAGGCCUAGAAGAUGGGAGGGGUCCACAGCACUCGAGGAAAGGACCCAGAAGACAAAUUUGACUACUUGCUUGUCUCUGGCCACUCUGAUUUAUGAGAGGGUCCCUAGUGCUUACAGAAAGAGCCCAUAGAUAACUUUGGGUAACAGCCUCAAUUUUAACUGUCUCCUGUCACAUAGCUAUUUUACAAGAUGGCCAAGUGGGGUCUGAAUCAAGAUAAGUAUUUGGGCUAGUAACCCCCACACAUAUCUAUAUUUGGGUAGUCAUGUCUUCCAUGGAGGCUGGCACCACUCUUACCUGUCAGUCAAUAUGUAAGUUCUUUGCCCCCAUCCCAGCAACUAUAUAAGUCCUCAGGGCAAAGGACCUGGUGCUCUUGCCACCCAACUUCUUGCUUUUCACUCCCAUCUCAGCAAGACCUGUCCUCUUCCAUGAGAACGUAUCACUAACAAACCCUGUUUUCACACUAAUGUACUUGCUGAUCUGUAAUCCUUUACUGCAUUGGCAAAAAGAACUGAGUUUCUCCUGUGACAGGUGCACCCAGUCUGCAUAUGGCAUUCAUGAAGCCCACAACACAAGAGCUGUAAUGCACUUUUCUUGUACCUGGGCCCCACAAGGCUUCAUACAUCACUGACACCAUCCCGAAAUUCAUACUUAUUGUAUCUUUAAACUUUUGUUUAUAAAGUAAAGCCUGAUGGGAUAAUGGACAUGCACAAUGUUGGUCAUUCCUGGCCAUCCUUCCCAGAUACUGUCCACAAUGACCCAAGAGCACAAAAUUCCCAUGGACCCAAUGGGUGGGAGUCCAGCAAGACUCAGGGUGAGAACAGGGUAUACAUCUGCAUAAGCACAGGGAAGGGUGCUAACAGCUCCCAGGGGUCACACUUUUCUUAGAACCAGAGCUGAGUUCAAUACAGAGAGAUGGCAAACAAUUAGUGAGGACCUCAUCAUAUCCCCUCUCCUGCAUGAGGGAGACCUAAGCAUGACCCACCCUGUUCCUGCUGGGGUGGGUUCACCAAAGGGGGACAC
This is a messenger RNA of Phyllostomus discolor (pale spear-nosed bat), 4128 nucleotides long. Its product is annotated as histone-lysine N-methyltransferase PRDM9-like. The transcript has 9 exons. Gene Ontology annotation, molecular function: recombination hotspot binding; histone H3K4 methyltransferase activity; histone H3K36 methyltransferase activity. NCBI's taxonomy places the organism in Eukaryota, Metazoa, Chordata, Mammalia, Chiroptera, Phyllostomidae. The coding region runs from base 93 to 1766 and encodes 557 amino acids. The record is from RefSeq and is a predicted model, not a curated record. Gene Ontology annotation, biological process: positive regulation of reciprocal meiotic recombination; regulation of DNA-templated transcription. Gene Ontology annotation, cellular component: nucleus.